Carassius carassius (crucian carp) is the source of this 772-nucleotide messenger RNA. It is a transcript of the gene rabl3, whose product is annotated as RAB, member of RAS oncogene family-like 3. NCBI's taxonomy places the organism in Eukaryota, Metazoa, Chordata, Actinopteri, Cypriniformes, Cyprinidae. Gene Ontology annotation, cellular component: endomembrane system. Bases 71 to 772 code for a protein of 233 amino acids. The record is from RefSeq and is a predicted model, not a curated record. Gene Ontology annotation, molecular function: GTPase activity. The transcript is spliced from 8 exons. Gene Ontology annotation, biological process: intracellular protein transport.
GCACCAACUGCUACUUUUAUUUUGUUCUUAUACACGGACAGAGAGACAGUGUAGUUACUUCCGGAAAGAAAUGGCAUCUUUGGAUAGGGUGAAGGUGUUGGUUUUGGGAGAUUCCGGAGUAGGGAAGUCCUCUCUUGUACAUUUAUUCUGCCAGAAUCAAGUUUUGGGAAAUCCGUCAUGGACUGUGGGCUGCUCAGUGGACGUCAGGGUUCAUGACUAUAGAGAAGGCACUCCAGAAGAGAAGACACACUACAUUGAACUCUGGGACGUUGGGGGAUCUGUUGGCAGUGCCAGCAGUGUUAAGAGCACCAGAGCUGUGUUUUACAAUUCUGUAAAUGGCAUUAUUUUAGUUCAUGAUCUGACCAAUAAGAAAUCCUCUCAGAAUCUGUACCCCUGGUCACUGGAGGCACUAAGCAAAGACUCCUCUCCAACUGGCAUCAUUGUAUCAAAUGGGGAUUAUGACCGAGAACAGUUUGCAGAGAACUCAGUUCCCCUUCUGCUAAUUGGCACCAAAUUUGAUCAGAUCCCGGAAAACAAGCGGAAUGACGUCCUGACCCGCACUGCCUUUAUAUCUGAAGACUUUAAUGCGGAAGAGAUUAAUUUGGAUUGUACAAAUCCACGUUAUCUUGCUGCUGGAUCAUCAAAUGCUGUUAAAUUGAGCCGGUUCUUUGACAAGGUAAUAGAAAAGAGAUACUUCACAAGAGACCCUAGCCAGAUGCAGAGUUUCACCGACAGGAGGCGCUUUAAUUUCAAAAGUCUGCACAAUGAUUGA